UGUCCCACGGGUAGAGGAGGGGACCAAAGGGACAACGUUUUAUAUUUAGACAACCGGAGAGACGGCGAUAAUAUUUCAUACUGUGGACAGAGCGGUCCUGAUUGUAUCCUGCAGUAUAAACACGCUCCCCCAUGGUAGAUUUCAAACUGGACUAAAAAGCCAAAGGAGUAGCCCAUAAUUUAACUUCUGGAUGCAUUUUUCGUCUCUCCCCCUCUCUCCACAUUUCCUCCUCUCUCUCCUUCGCGGAUCUAGUCGGAUCCAGUCUGGGUGAAGCGGACUUCUUGGUGCGAGAUAAUCGGCAGAUGAUGUGAGUUAAUAAGGCGAGAUGCGGGGUUGACAAACUCAGACGCGCUCCUCUCCAGCGACUACAGGUGCGCAACAAGUGAGCGUGAGGAGAACGAGACUGGGGGAGACAGACAGAAUAAAGGAAGUAACGGGAGGGAGAGGCGGAAAGUAAACGGAGAAGGAAGGAGAUAAAGCAGAACCACUUCUGGUUCUCGCUAUGGAUACGGUGCAGAGCGCACAGGUCACCGACAUGGGAGGAGAGCACUCCGCCGGGGUGUGCUUGGUGGAGCGGGAGCGGGGAGAGGUGUCCAGCCCAUGUCCACCGGCCAAGCAACGCUCCCUGCGGGUGGUGUACGUCCUGAACGACGGGCUGAAGUCGGUGAUGGCCAGCAGCCCGGAGUCCGGAGCGCUGCAGUGUCUGCAGAGAGCCUGCGACUCGGAGAGCGCGCUGCUCACAACUGUUACCUUCGGACGGCUGGACUUUGGAGAAACAUCAGUUCUGGACAGUUUCUACGAUGCAGACAUUGCGGUUGUGGACAUGAGUGAUGUGUUUCGGCAGCCCUCCUUGUUUUACCAUCUGGGUGUGAGGGAGAGCUUCGACAUGGCCAACAACGUCAUCCUGUACCACGACACUGACCCGGACACUGCCCAGUCACUGAAGGACAUGGUGGUACAGAAAAACACAGCCACUCGUCCUCCAGCAUUAGGUUUUCCCUGGGUUCAGUUGCCACCAGAGUACAGAGGCUCUGGAUUGCGCAAUAAAGCAUCCAGUGGUAACUACUACUUCAUCCCCUACAUAGUGACUCCUAACCAUGAGUACAUGUGCUGUGAGAGUGACGCCCAGCGCAGGGCCAGUGAGUACAUGCAGCCCAGCUGGGACAACUUGCUGGGGCCGCUCUGCGUUCCAUUGACUGACCGCUUUACCAGCCUGCUGAAGGACAUCCACGUCACAUCCAGUGCUUCUUUUAAGGACACCCUCCUAAAUGACAUUAGGAAGGCCAGAGAGAAGUACCAGGGAGAGGAGCUGGCCAAGGAGCUUUCCCGCAUCAAACUCCGAAUCGACAACACGGAAGUCCUCACUCAGGACAUCGUCAUGAACCUACUGUUUUCUUACAGAGACAUACAGGACUACGAUGCCAUGGUGAAGCUGGUAGAGACUCUGGAGAUGCUGCCGACUUGUGAUCUGGCCACACAGCCCAUGAUCCAGUUCCACUACGCCUUCGCCCUCAACAGGAGGAACAGUCCUGGUGACAGGGAGCAGGCUCUCAGAGUGAUGCUGCAAGUAUUGCAGUCGUGCGAACAUCCAGCACCGGACAUGUUCUGCCUCUGUGGACGGAUAUACAAAGACAUCUUCCUUGACUCAGACUGCAAAGAUACCAAAAAUAGGGUCAAUGCUAUACAGUGGUACAGAAAGGGUUUUGAGCUGCAGCCAACUCUCUACUCUGGUAUCAACCUGGCUGUCCUACUCAUAGUUUCUGGCCAACAGUUUGAGAGCUCCAUUGAACUGAGAAAAAUAGGUGUGAGGUUGAACAGUCUGCUGGGGCGCAAAGGUUCCCUGGAGAAAAUGAACAACUACUGGGACGUAGGCCAGUUCUUCACCGUUAGCAUGCUAGCUAACGACAUCCCUAAAGCUACUCAGGCUGCUGAGAAGCUCUUCAAACUCAAGCCGCCUCUCUGGUAUUUGCGGUCGGUGGUGCAAAACCUGCAGCUGAUCCAGAGGUUUAAGAAGCAGACGGUGGAACAUUCUCCCCAGCGGGAGAGGCUCAACUUCUGGAUGGACAUCAUCGUCGAGGCCACGCAGGGCACCACCAAUCGACUGCGGUUUCCAGUGUUGAUUCUGGAGCCAACUAAGGUUUACCAGCCAUCCUAUGUGUCCAUUAACAACGAGGCUGAAGAGAAGAACGUCUCUAUUUGGCAUGUUUCUCCUCCUGAAAUGAAAGGGAUCCAUGAGUGGAACUUCACUGCAAUGUCCAUCAAAGGCAUUAGCAUCAGCAAGUUUGAUGAGCGGUGCUGCUUCCUCUACGUCCAUGAUAACUCAGACGACUUCCAGAUCUACUUCUCCACUGAGGAGCAGUGCGGUCGGUUCUGUUCCAUGGUGAAAGAGAUGAUAUCUGACGGUACGGGGAACGCUGUGGAGCUGGAGGGGGAAGGAGACGGAGAUACACUGGAGUAUGAGUAUGACACCAAUGAGACAGGUGACAGGGUGGUGUUGGGGCGGGGCACCUAUGGAGUGGUGUACGCCGGGAGAGAUGUCAGCAACCAGGUCCGAAUUGCCAUCAAAGAGAUCCCUGAGAGAGACAGCAGGUACUCCCAGCCCCUUCAUGAAGAGAUUGCCCUUCACAAGUACCUGAAGCACAGGAACAUUGUUCAGUACUUGGGCUCGGUUUCCGAGAACGGAUACAUCAAGAUCUUCAUGGAACAAGUGCCUGGAGGAAGCCUGUCUGUGCUGCUGCGGUCUAAAUGGGGUCCGCUGAAGGAGGCGACUAUAAUCUUCUACACCAGACAGAUCCUGGAGGGGCUCCGAUACCUGCACGAGAACCAGAUCGUCCACCGAGAUAUCAAGGGUGAUAAUGUGUUGGUGAACACCUACAGUGGUGUCUUGAAGAUCUCAGACUUUGGUACCUCGAAGAGGUUGGCAGGAGUCAACCCCUGCACCGAGACAUUCACCGGUACUCUGCAGUACAUGGCUCCGGAAAUCAUUGAUAAGGGCCCUCGAGGGUAUGGGGCCCCGGCUGACAUCUGGUCCCUGGGAUGCACCAUUAUAGAAAUGGCCACUGGAAAACCUCCCUUUCAUGAACUGGGAGAACCACAGGCGGCCAUGUUUAAGGUGGGCAUGUUUAAGAUCCACCCAGAGAUCCCUGAGUCCUUGUCUUUGGAGGCAAAGUCGUUCAUCUUGCGCUGCUUUGAGCCGGACCCUCACAAGAGAGCCAUCACCUCGGACCUCCUCAAAGACACUUUUGUCAAACACAACGCCAAGGGCAAGAAGAGCAAGAUCGCCUUCAAACCAUCAGACUACAUACACAGCGUUUCGCUGCCGGUGCAGUUGCAGUUCGAGGCCACCGGGAGCAGCAGCAGUGAACACGGCUCCGUGAGCCCAGACUGCGACUCCAAACACGAUGUUUUCUUCCAGAAGAAGAAAAGCUCUGGCUCCGAGAACCUGCUCAAACCCACCAACUCCAACUAUUUGAGUGUUCCAGAUGAGGGUUCAGUGUCGGAGGACCGCAGUGUCCCCCCAUCCCCUGAGGACAGGGAUGGCGGUCUGUUCCUGCUGAAGAAGGACAGCGAGAGACGGGCCAUUCUGUUCAAGGUCCUCAAUGACGACCAGGCAAAAGUAAUCUCCAACCUCAAGGAGAAUUACAUCCAGGGCAGUGAAGAGCUCCAGCUGUCCGUCGAACACAUCAAGCAGAUCAUCUGCAUCCUUCGAGACUUCAUCCAUUCCCCAGAGCGGCGUAUCAUGGCGGCCACAAUCUCCAAGCUCAAGCUAGACCUGGACUUCGACUCCACCUCCAUUAACCAGAUACAGCUGGUACUCUUUGGAUUCCAGGACUCGGUGAACAAAGUCCUGAGGAACCAUCACAUUAAACCCCACUGGAUGUUUGCUAUGGAUAACAUCAUCCGCCGAGCUGUGCAGGCUGCAAUCACCAUCCUCAUACCAGAGCUGCAGACCCACUUCGGCCCGGCGUCAGAGUGUGAGGGAGCAGAGAAGGAAGACGAAGUGGAUGAAGAGGAAGUAGAGUUUGGUCCUGUUUUAGCUCCUCAAGCUGAUGACCCUGCGCCGACCGCUGACCCCACCCACUCUGCGGCCAGCACGCUAAACUCCACCCACUCCAAGGAGCAUCAGCGUUCGCAUCAUCCACUGGGUGCACAGCUGGGGCGGCUCAAACAGGAGACCAACCGACUGCUGGAGGAGCUGCUGCAAAAGGAGAAAGAGUACCAGCAGGUCCUGAAGGCCACACUGCAGCAGAGAGCACACGACCUGGAGCUGGUCAGACUCAGACACAGACAACCAGACAUUUCACCUCCCUCCAUCUUUCACAUCCCAGCAGAUCACGAGCCGGACAAGAAGCUCACUGAUUGGCUGAAAGAGCAGGGGGCAGACACUGACACCAUAGAUAAGUUCGUGCUGGAGGAAUACACGCUGACCGACAUUCUCAAUGACAUCACCAAAGAUGACCUCCAGUGUCUACGUCUACGGGGCGGAGUAAUCUGCCGCAUCUGGCGGGCCAUCCAGCGGCACCGAGAGCGAGAGAGGCUGAGGGGUGACGAAUGCUCGAAAGAGGAUGCAUGAUGGGAUUCAUGGACUACAACUCUGGAGGACUCUGUUUGCCAGAAAACACGCACACAUCUGCACACUGCCAGCCUUGUAUGGCGCUUCUUUCUGUCUCUCUCCACGGUGCCUUUUCAUGUUGUAAUCUGUGUGUCACAGUACUGAAUCUUUGUUUGACUGUACAUCUUCACAGUGUCAGACUUGACCAGACCAAAUGUGUAAUUAAAUGUGUAUUUGUGCCACAAUGUGUUGAGCUUGAAAAUCUUCAGAGAAAAAUGCAUCCCAGCAAACCAGCGGUCAAUUUGUGUGGACGGAAUGGGCUGCACUUUUUUUUUUUUCUUUUUUUUUUUUGAUCGACCCGUAACAAGAAGAGAGAUCACAUCAUUGGCCCACUUGUGUGUCCUUCAUAUGAAAAUUGGCCAUUCACAUCCUUGGUCUUUGACUGACCGGCCCACGGAGAGGAGAGAGAUCACAUGAUUGGCCCACUGGUUUGUCUCUCAUCUGAACACUGGCCAAUCACAUCCCCCUAUGGCCCACUUCCAUCCUACCAUAGGGUGGGAGCACAUUUAAGUCCCGCCCCCACCGGCGGCGAAAAUAACUCCACAAAGUGCCGGUUGACGAUAGCUAGCUAGAAACACAAGAUUUAAGCAUGUCAAACGAUUAUUUUAGCACCCUUUGUCUACCAGAGAGGACAAGUUAGCUAUUAGUAAGCUUAUGUUAGUUAUGUGUAUGAAAGCCAAGGCACUUGCAAAUAUAAUACUAUAGCUUUCUGAUUUAUCCACAUUCCACAAUAACACAAGUUGCUAAACGUUAGCUAGCUACUGUGUACAAAAUCCAGCUUUAGCUUAAUUUACAGACUUGUCACUUGUUUACUAUACGAGGUAUCUUGAUGACACCCAUGCUCUACCCUCAAACUUUAGCCAUCUUGCCAUCAGGAGCCAGGCAGCCUUUCUGACUCAGUGAGUACACUAUCAUACUCUCUUAUUUACCACUCAGCUAAGUGAGAGUAUUAGGGGCUGGUAUGCAGGGUUCAAAAUUCACUUUUUGUCCACCAGCCAAAUGGCUAGUGAAUGUUAAAAUUUUACUUUUUUUUUUUUUUUGGUGGGUGAGUCAAGCAAAUCUACCAGCCACUUGGGGUUUAACAUUAGCACCAUUUAACUGCCAAAUCAAAUGCUGGUAAAUGGUGCUAUUGUUGAACCUUGCUUGUAUGUACAUGUGUUGAAGAGGGAGUGCAAGGACUGUUGGUGUCCUGUCAAUUGUGGUGGGCUGGUCUGGGUCUCAAAAGUCCAGGGCUGAUUUCUUUACCCCAGUCCAGCCCUAGUAGGUGGUAUCAAAACUUCCAUAAAAACCUUGCAAACUGCUCCUGAAGCAUAAUCUGUUCAGUGAUGUUCAAUGAAAGACAUUAUUUUGACAAGAUGUGGUUGCAUUGCUUCCGUCUUACCCCUCACACAUGACCCUGUUUAACUUGUAUGUGCAUUGCUUUCCUUGUCUUGUUUGUCCAUCAGUCUGAACUGCUCUAUCCUUCCUCAUACUGAGCAUACAGAUGAACAGCAGAAUGUUGAUUAUGCUGCAGGAGUGGAUUGACAAGUUUCUGUAAACUUUUUGAUAUCAAAUCAUCCAAGCACAGACACUAAUCUCUGUAAAGAAGCAAAGUCUAUCUCCAACUCUCUAUCUGUAAUGUAACAUACUUAUUCAUAUACAUUGUUUGCCAAUUCCAUUCAGCCCACAAAAAAGACUUUUAUUCUAAUCUAUCUGGCAGCCCCUUGUUUUUUAGCCAAAUUUUAAAUUCAUUGUAAAACAAGAAAAAGGCCUUAAACCGUAGUUUCAGGUCGAGUAUUUUCAUAAUUUACAGGAUAAUUAUUCCAAAAAUGUAUAAAACAAUGGAAUACACAAGCUUAUGCACAUACUAUCUAUUUUUCCACCGGUGACAGGAAUCUCUGUUAGAGGUAAAAC
Molecule: messenger RNA, 6505 nt
Organism: Sander lucioperca (pikeperch)
Lineage: Eukaryota; Metazoa; Chordata; Actinopteri; Perciformes; Percidae
Gene: map3k15
Product: mitogen-activated protein kinase kinase kinase 15
Exons: 30
Coding region: 503-4573 (1356 amino acids)
Biological process (GO): protein phosphorylation; MAPK cascade; cellular response to stress
Molecular function (GO): ATP binding; MAP kinase kinase kinase activity
Source: RefSeq, a predicted model, not a curated record